This is a messenger RNA of Colias croceus (clouded yellow), 982 nucleotides long. RefSeq lists its product as uncharacterized. The transcript is spliced from 3 exons. The record is from RefSeq and is a predicted model, not a curated record. Gene Ontology annotation, cellular component: extracellular region. Gene Ontology annotation, molecular function: hormone activity. Lineage: Eukaryota; Metazoa; Arthropoda; Insecta; Lepidoptera; Pieridae. Bases 212 to 472 code for a protein of 86 amino acids.
UUUCGUAAAAAUAUUUAAAAGACAUCAAAAAUAUUUAAAAACCGUUUCACACUUGACCCUUUUCUAUGAAUACAAAAAUAUCCUAUUAUUCGUAUUGUCCGUGAAAUAUCAGGUGCGCAGUACGACCAGUGAAGGGUAUAAAAAGGAAGGAGGGCAUUUUUCAUUUCACAAACGUUUUACAGUCCUGCCAACGAACAACCCUCUAGUCAACAUGAGUUUUGUAAGACGCAGACUGCUCCCUCUCCUCGUAUUGCUGGCGAUGGUGAUCCUAGUGACAUCGCAGGUGACCUUCAGUAGGGACUGGAAGGGCGGGAAGCGAUCCGCCCCCACCGUGGUAGAUUGUGGACAGUUUACCAAACUUUGCAAACGAUUUAUUCACGAUUUGAAGCAAGUCAUGUCAUCGGACAGAUUAACAAAACCGAGACGAAUCGAGGCAGAAGACAUCGGUGUUACUUACGAUGAUGAUAAGUAGCUGAUUGGAAUAUUUUGAAGAAUUUCAUUGAAAAUCGCCAACAAUUUGUACUGUAUUGAACCUGUUUUAUUAGCUGUAAGAUGGUUAUUGUAGCUAAUAAUUAAAGUUAUGGGGAAACAUGAAAAAAUGCGCUCAAUAUAUGAAAAAAGUUAUAAAAAAAUUGUCACUGUUGCAUGAAGUAAUCAUAUGAAUUUUUUGAUUAUAUUGUUGUUAAUUUAGAUAUUUUUUGUUUGUGUAUUUUGGAAUAAUGCCUACGUUACACAAGUGAUAUAUUAUUGUUAAUAUAAGGCUGGACGUUUGUUUAGGUGAUAUUGACUCAAUUCGUUUUUUUUUGUUUUAAAUUGUAAGAUAUUAUUUAAUUUAGUUUUGUUGGUUCUUCGUGUACAUUACGUUCACAGUUUACUGUUAAAUUUAAUAAAAUAGCAUUUAUUUUGUGGACAGUUUACCAAACUUUGCAAACGAUUUAUUGUAAGUUAUUGCAUAGAUUAUUUAAUUUUUUAAAGUAUUAUU